UAUAAAGGAGGUGAAAAUGUGAUUUCAAGCAAUAAACUAUGGUGUCUACAUGAAACUAAAAACAAAGCUAACUUUGUGCCCUAGGUGAGCUUUGUCUUCAAUUUUUUAAUUAGUUAGUUUAUGUUUAUGUUUCUGGCCCAGGCUAUUUGUAGGUAUCUCAAUUAGUCUCAUUUUCCAGUUUUGAAAUGUUCAAUAUAACUUUUCAUGUUACUGAAUAUUGGUUGCAACCUUAAAAACAUGAUCAAUUUCCCCUUAAGUUACCACCUUUUCUGGAAAAUAGAGCAGUGUUUCUACAAGCCUGAGGCCCUGAAUAUGUAGCUGCUGAAGAAUCUACCAGCUUGAAGAAAAGGAAAGUGAGAAAUCUGAAGCUUCAAACCACAUUCUCAUUCAAAUAUCUAAUUCUAGAGGAUUAUGCUUAAAAAGAGGAAAGUUAUGGAUUUGGUUGAUAGAAGGAAGCAAAACGAAUGACAGAUAAAGAUAACUCUGUUUCUUUUUCUUUUACAUAUUUCCUAGUGAGUUUAUUUAUUAAAUUUAAUUUCUAUCUAUGUAGUGGAACUAUUUUUCUUGUUACUUUAAGAAUGUUUCUAUAUUACUAACAUUUGACAAUUAUAUAAAGAUAACUUUUUUUAUGUCGAUAUGACAGAAAAAGGGCAUUGCAGGAGCAAAACAACAAGCUAGCAAAUGUAUAAGUCACAUUCUACAUUAACAUUUAAAUCUAAGUCUUCUAACCAAUAAAUGAGUCAAAAUUUAUAUUUUAUUGCAUUUAGACUAGAUGAAGGAGAAAGAGAAGAAACUAACAUAACAUCCACCUACCCAGCUGCCCAGAAACCACUUGCAAAUGUUCAUCCACUCCAACUUAUAUUCUUCAAAGCUAAUGACACCAAAAAGAAACUUUCUUUCUCUAACUCACAGUGCCCUCGUCAGACUAAUAAUGUUGAUUGCGGAUAUUAUGUGAUGAAGUUCAUGAAAGAUAUAAUCACUCACCGACAACUUAUGAUCUCAACGAAGUAUUUUGAAGAUUGUCAGUUCAAUUCCUAUGAUGGAGAGCAAUUGCAUGAAGUUAAAGAUGAGUGGGCCGCUUAUGUAUUUAACAAUUUUUUUUGGUAGUUAAUCUAUUAGAUAACUAUUAGAUAGUGGUAGAUGAAGUUUAAGGACGUGGUUGAUUAUGCACUUUAGAAAUUGUUUCAGAUUUAUGAAGCUUUUGUAUAUAUAUAUUGGUAGAUAUGCUGAAGUUUAGAGAAAUUGAAGCUUUAAGGACGUGGUAUGAAGCUUUUGUAGAAAUUGUUUCAAUUUUAUGGCUGAAUGUUGAUAUAGUUUUAGAAAUUGUUGAUUUUAUGGCUGAAUAUUGUAUAUAUCUGCUGUAAAGAAAAUGUUGAUCGCUGACCAGGUGGUAUUCAGGGGCUAAAAAAAAAACUAUUACAGCGGUUCCAACCGCGGUAAUAGUGUCUCAAUUACAGCGGUCAAAGUUAAGAAACUGCUGUUAAAAGGGUACAAGUACAACAGUUAAAUAAAGUAACCGGUUAUUGUAAAAUAACCACUGUAACAAAGGAAUCUUUUAUAGCGAUUCGAACCAAGGCCUUUUAAAGCGGUGAGAUCUACAGCGGUUCGGAACCGCUGUAAAAGGCCUUUUUUAACCGCUGUAAAAAACAUUUUCUGGUGUAGUGUCUGUAUAAGUAUUUUAUACAUUAAGUAAAAUUAAUCAUGUUUAAUUAAACGAGAUAGUAUAAAAAUAAUUAAGAGGUGAAAUGUGAAUAUAACAUUAGCAUACUAUUUCUAUUAGAGAAAAAUAAAAUGGAGGGCAACAACCACAUUUUGUAUAAAGGGUGCCACCAAUGUGUGUUUGACCCACUAGAUCGACCCAAUUAAUAUGCCAAAUGGAGCGAGGCAAGUCAGGUAUCCCAACUUGCAAACUCUCAUAGAAUAAUUAUUCUUUCACACCUCAAAAAUGAGAUGGAAAGAGGUGGAGGAGGAGAGAGAUAAGAAGAAAAGAUAAAAUAUAAGAUGUGAUAGAUGAUAAAAGGAAGAAAUAUAAAUAAGAAUAUGAGAAAAUGAAGUGGAGAAAAAAUGAGGUGUGAUUAUAUCAUUAUUGACUACCCACUAAACUGGCAGGUCCGCACGCGGUGGGUUAACCUGCCGAUUUUUAUACCACAAAUCGAAUGGAGAAAAUAAAGAAGGGUCAGAGUUCUUUUGCAUGUGAUCAUUAAUGGAACGUAUUUAGUAAAAAAAUAAAAGGGCUAGGGUUUCUUUUCUAUGGCCAUUUUUAUUGAAAUGAUUUUUUUGUUACAUUAUUGAAAUGACUUUGUCAACGUUAGCUCUUAGAGAUAAUUUUAAAAAUGCAAAACUAAAAUGUAUCUAGUAGAAAAGAACGUAGUUAUUAUAUUAAAUAGUAAAAUACAGACAAGUGUUUUUUGUUUGGUUCUUAUGGUGAAGAAUAUAUGGAUGAUCUAGAGACAAGUGUUUUAAAUCCAAAUUUUCCAAUUUUAUAUUUUUAAAAUAAGCUUUAAAGACGAUGUUAGUAAAAAUGCCAAUACAGACAAGUUAAAUUUUUGCUCUGUCAAGUCAUCGGGGCCGGGGAUUUUUGUACUGGAAGUGCUAGCUAGGUCUUCUUUUUAAUAUAUUUCACACGAGAUUAAAGACAUCAUCCAUCUAAUCCUACUAGGAUCAAGCAUGCAUGUUUCCGUGCGGAGAAGCAAUUCUACAAUUCAUUUAAAUAAAAUAAGCAUUUUAUGAAUGCUAUUUGUAGUGGAUUCUUUAAAAAUAUAAUUAACUAUAAAAAAAGUUACUAAAUAAAAAUGUAAACCAAAACCAUUGAUAUAGAUGACAUGUCAUGUGUAUAUAGUUGCGCUAUUAAUAGGUAGAGGAAGAACUUUUUCCACUUUAUCUACUACCCCAGAUAGUCUCCCCUAUUUUGUUUGCAUUAAAUUUUCUUGUCCUUAUACAUACAGUGAUCGCUCCAUGUGAUAAGUUCAACUUGGAAAUUUAAUUUUAUGCCCAUCUUUUGUAUAAAGAUUAAAGAAACAAUAUUAUGGGCAUGUAUUCGGUUAGGACGUUGGAAAAUCUACUCAAGGAAAAAGGUAAGGGUAUUUUUUCCUCCAACAAAUAUAAUUCUAUUGUCUCACUCACUGCUGGAUGUUACUAGUAUGCUGUUUCUUUACGUUCUCUGUCAUGAAAUUUCCUUAUUGAUAAAUGUUGAUAAGGUCUGCAAUUUUGGAUGGGUUGGGAAAUCUAUUACUUUUCACCAACCAUGUGCUGCUCCUCCAUUCCAAUCUUGACACGUCCACUACACGCAUAC
This is a messenger RNA of Lotus japonicus, 3292 nucleotides long. RefSeq lists its product as uncharacterized. The coding region runs from base 736 to 1107 and encodes 123 amino acids. The transcript has 3 exons. Lineage: Eukaryota; Viridiplantae; Streptophyta; Magnoliopsida; Fabales; Fabaceae. The record is from RefSeq and is a predicted model, not a curated record. Gene Ontology annotation, molecular function: cysteine-type peptidase activity. Gene Ontology annotation, biological process: proteolysis.